Messenger RNA from Arabidopsis arenosa, 2252 nucleotides. Lineage: Eukaryota; Viridiplantae; Streptophyta; Magnoliopsida; Brassicales; Brassicaceae. The record is from the annotation of a GenBank genome assembly.
GACACUUCUUUAACUCUCUUUAUUUACUAAAAUGCCAUCUCGCCAGCCGGAUUUUCCGCCGACGCCGACGGUUAGUGAAGGCCACCACAGUUUUCAGACUCUUCCACUUAUCAUCGCCGGUUCUUUGACUUUAACCGGAGUGUUACUCAUCCUCUUCACUUUACUUAUUUACCGGAGACUCUAUCGAAACCGUACGGCUCCUUCAGAUCUUAUCUCCAACUCUAAGUCUCCACAACACUACCAAUGUCGACGCUUCUCUUACUCUCAGCUCCGCCGCGCUACAAACUCUUUCUCCGAGUCGACUCAGCUCGGUCACGGCGGAUUCGGCUCUGUUUACAAAGCUGAUUUCCCCAGUGGCGGUGACUCUCUCGCCGUCAAAGUCAUGGAUACCUCCGCUGGUUCUUUACAAGGCGAGCGUGAGUUUCACAAUGAGCUUUCUCUCUCUUCUCACUUAAUCGGAUCUCCUCAUGUCGUCUCUCUCCUUGGAUUCUCCUCCGAUCGUCGUGGUCGGAAGCUUAUUCUCGUCUACGAGCUUAUGGCGAAUCGUAGUUUACAAGACGCGCUUUUGGAUCGCAAAUGUGAGGAGCUUAUGGAUUGGAACAAAAGGUUUGAGAUUGCGACGGAUAUCGCUAAAGGAAUCGAGUUUCUUCACCAUUGUUGUGAUCCAGUUAUCAUCCAUGGAGAUAUUAAACCUAGUAAUAUCCUUCUCGAUUCUGAUUUCAAGGCCAAAAUCGGAGAUUUCGGUCUCGCGAGAGUAAAGUCCGAGGAUUUAGAUACUAGGAUUCUGAUUGAGGAAGAAGAUAAGAGCAAGGAUGUUGUUGAAGAUAAUGGGUCGAUUCUUGAAGAGACUGAAAGCGUGAUUACUGUGUUUGAAGAAGGUAAUAAUGUUGUCAAUCUCUCGCCGGAGAAUUGUGGGAUUAGUGUCUUGACGGAGACGGUGGCGUCUCCGGGUGAAAAAUCUGGACUUUCGCCUGAGAAUUGUGCAGUUAGCGUUUUGAUGGUGGAGGUUGGAGCAACAUCUCCGGGGAUGACAUCGAUACCGUCGCCGGAAACUUGUGCGAUUAGCGUCUUGACGGAGACUGGAUUGUCACCGGGAGGGGCAUCAGGAUUAUCGCCGGAGAGUAGUAAGAUUAAAGUGGGAUCGAAGAGAGAUUGGUGGUGGAAACAGGACAACAAUGGUGGAAGCAGAGGAGGGAUUGAAUCAGGGAGUGUGAAGGAUUACGUGAUGGAAUGGAUUGGGAGUGAGAUUAAGAAAGAGAGACCUAACGAAAAUAAGGAAUGGAUCAAUAAUGGUGAUGGGUCAUCAUCAGUCUCUAAGAAGAAGAAGAAAGAGAAGAAGAGAAAGCCUAGAGAAUGGUGGAAGGAAGAGUUUUGUGAAGAGCUAACGAGAAAGAAGAGGAAAAAGAAAAAGAAGAAGAAAAGAGGGUUAAGCUCAAUUUCAAGCAUUGACUCUUGGUUUCAUAGAGACGAUGAUGCUUCCUCUGUUCAUGACCACAAUCUUAACCCUACCAAGAGGAAGAAGAGGAAUAGUAUAGAUUGGUGGGUAGAUGGGUUAAGUGGGGAGCUAAAGUCAGCCAUGGGUAAGAAAAACAGUCAAGAUUCUGGUCUGUGGUGUGAUGUGAAUGUUCAGAAGAGUGGUGGAGUCAGCAGCACACCGAGUAUGAGAGGUACGGUGUGUUACAUUGCACCAGAAUGUGGAGGAGGAGGUGUGUUGUCUGAGAAAUGCGAUGUUUAUAGUUUUGGGGUUCUGCUUUUGGUCCUUGUCUCAGGAAGACGGCCAUUGCAGGUGACUGCAUCACCGAUGUCGGAGUUUGAGAGGGCUAAUUUGAUAUCAUGGGCUAAGCAAUUGGCUUGCAAUGGUAAAUUGUUGGAGUUAGUUGAUAAAUCUAUACACUCUUUGGAGAAAGAGCAAGCGGUUCUUUGUAUUACUAUUGCAUUGCUUUGUCUGCAAAGAUCUCCAGUUAAGAGACCGACAAUGAAGGAGAUUGUUCAGAUGCUUUCGGGUGCGUCUGAGCCACCGCAUUUGCCGUUUGAGUUCUCACCGUCGCCGCCUAUGGGUUUUCCGUUUAAGUCAAGGAAGAAAGCACGGUGAAAUUCGGGUUUGGUUUUGAGCUCAGUCAUCAAGUGUAGACUUACUCUAAACCAAUUGCGACUUGUUGGAAACCGUUUGAUUCCAUAAGAUUAGCUUUUUGCAAAUAUUUAAUCUUAAAUGUUUAACAUUUUAGUUUAGACAAUAAAGAAUUUCCAAUUGA